AUUACAGUUUUCGUUUCCCAUUCCUCUGUGGAAAUGCAGGAGCAAAGCUAAAUCCCUUGGCUUCCAAGAAGCUCACUCCAUCCCUCCUUCCCUAGAUUCGCUCGCUGCCGUGUUUCUCCCUGAAUUUCUGUUUGAGUACGCCAACUUUUUCUUGUUUUGGGUAGGAUUGAUCAAUCAGUUGCGUUGUUCCUCUGCUCGAUUGCGUGCUUUUAUGGGUCACAAAAUUCUGCUUGGUGCUUUGGCAUCUACAUGUGACUAGAUUGUGGACUUCUUGAACCCUUUGGUGCCAAUGGGAAUACAGAAGAUUCCCCAUUGGAAUUCAGAGGUCGGUCAUUUCCUCUGUCGUUUUUCUUAUGGAAAGGGGAUGGAAGAUAACCCUGUCUCAGGGGCAGACUCAGGUGAUGAUCUUGAUGACUGUCAAUCAACAGAAAUUAGCUGUGAGCUUGGCAUGGUAGAAGGUCAGAUUUGCAGCAUACCUUAUGAACUUUAUGAUCUACCGGAUUUGAGGGAAAUAUUGUCUUUGGAUACAUGGAACUCUUGUUUGACAGAGGAAGACAGGUACCAUCUUUCAGCCUACCUUCCUGACCUGGACCAGCAGACUUUUUGGUUAACCAUGAGUGAGCUCCUUGGUGGUAAAAAUAUGUAUUUUGGGAAUCCUGUGGAUAUGUUUUUCAGAAGAUUGAAAGCUGGAUAUUAUCCUCCAAAGGUAGCUUCUUUAAGAGAAUCUUUGCUCUUUCUUCAGAGGAGAAAGCAUUUCCAUUCAUUAAGGUCUUAUCAUGAUAGAAUGGUUCAAUUGUUCAUAGACAUGAGAAGGGCAUGGGACCAAUGUGACAAGUGUGCUCCUGUUGAAGUAAGGCUUGAUAUGUGGAAAGCUAGGAGAAAGCUCAAGGAUGUCAAUUUGCUUGACCUUAAUACAGUCCCAAAAGAUGGAAAUGUCUCAAAUGAUGAGGAUGAACUUCUUUGUCAUUUUUCUAAGAGAAUGAAGGGCUUGGAUAGCGUUAGAUCAAAUACAUUAUUCCCCUCUCCAUCUGCCAAUGGAAUGAACUUCAUUUCUCCAAACUGUAGCACGAAGGGUGUUCUGAAAGUGAAGACUGCUGGCAGUCGUUUGGUCUGUAAUAAUAAAAAAAAGAGGGUAUUAGGUGAUGUAGUGGAACAAUCUCGACCAAAGGGGCUGUUGAAAGUAGUUCCCAAAUUAUCUUCUUCCUACCAACCACUGCAAUCAGCUCCAUUGAUCAGCACCCAAGGUUUGCAGGAUUGCAAAUUCUCCUCUCUGACCUCAUCAACAUAUUUGUGGAAGACAGGAGGCCUCAGUGAAUCACCAUUUUUGUGGCAGAAUUUUGAUGGUAGCAAAGCUCGUGCAACCUCAGAGCAAUCUCAGUGUAAUUUAGGUCAGCGAGAUGAUACUUUAGUAGGCAGUAGAUUUUUUCAUAGUGUAGACAAAAAUAUAAACAGAGAAGUUAAAAUUACUGAUUUAGGCAAAUGCAAAUUGUUUGGACAUGAUGUGGGAAUUGGUCCUAACGAAGAAUCUGAGUCCUUAAUUGAUAUGAUUGGUGCAAGGAGACUUAACAUUGGUGAUAAAAAUUUGUGGCAGAAGUUUGACAUGAGAGGUAAGGGAUUUUCUGAGAGAUCUGUGGGAUCAUACCCAUUUUCUACUCAGUUCCAUGAUGUUCAGCGGCAGACCAGAGCCAUGCAAAGCGAGGAUACCAGCAUCCAUUCUAGAACUCCUCCUGGGCUCUCAAGAAUUUCAGACAUGGGAGUUGGAAUGCGGGAAAUAUCAUUGUCCUCUCCCAUUCAGCUGAAAAGCUCAAGUGAUAUCCACAAUGAGAAAUCAGAGGGGUUUAAGGAUGAAAGGGUGCUUCCCUUGACAUACAAGCGAAGGAAGUCUCAGGUGAAACUUAACUCAUCUGGGAUAGGAAACAAACAAAUGAGAGGUUCUGAUCUCAGAUCUGCUAAUCCUGAAGAUUCAAACCAACAUUUGGGGGAGAGUGUUAAUGACUUGAAGGUAAACUUCAUGGACUGGGAAGAUACUUCGUCAAAGAAGGAACUAUGAACAUCAUGUGAAGGACCAAUACAUGUCUAGUAUCAAACUCACAUCUUGGACUUUCCACUUUCCAUGUAAUCCUCGGUACAGGUUCCUCUGUAAAUAAAUCAGGAUAUAGUGAAGAAAGAAAGUUGUUAUCUCUGGGUUUAUCCCAUUGUCAAACAAAACGUUGUUGACUCUUAUUCACCUAGUUUCCUAGCUGGUAAGUGAACUUUGAGAUUAUCUGUUGUUUGCAAGCGGCAUGUGAUUUAGGGCC
This is a messenger RNA of Rubroshorea leprosula, 2297 nucleotides long. The record is from the annotation of a GenBank genome assembly. Lineage: Eukaryota; Viridiplantae; Streptophyta; Magnoliopsida; Malvales; Dipterocarpaceae.